Owenia fusiformis is the source of this 1091-nucleotide messenger RNA. NCBI's taxonomy places the organism in Eukaryota, Metazoa, Annelida, Polychaeta, Sabellida, Oweniidae. The record is from the annotation of a GenBank genome assembly.
AUGGUGUUGGGUCCCUUUAACUUAAACAAAAUGGACUACGUUUUUAUAACGUUGCUGCUUGGAAGUUUUGCUUUAUCAGUAAACUGCUGUACAAGUCCAUUUGCGGGAGAUCAGUGCCAAUACGAGUAUAAACUUUACAAAAGCAGUAAUAAAAUAAACAGAGUAGAAGCAAUUUCCCUCUGUUUAUCAGAAUUUGGUGGUGUUCUUGCUAAAGUGGACAGCGCAGUUGACAGCGCAUCUCUGAAGGUGAUCUUUGAUGCAAAUAGUAUGGGUUCUAGAAAGGUUUGGAUUGGUGCGGAACUGACAUCAGGAGGCAGCUGGGGCCAAUGGUAUCAUGAUGGAUCUCCGUUAACUUGGACUAAUUGGGUAUCGUCCCCUGGUAGCAAAGACAAAGUUUAUUUGGAGGCGCACACCAUGGAAUGGAGCGACGAGAGCUCCAAUUACAAUGUCAAUGAUGUGGCAUGUAUGAUAGUUUGUGAUGAAACAACAACUGUACAAACAACUGAGCCAACAACUGUACAAACAACCGAGCCAACUACUGUACUGACAACUGAAGCAACGACCGUGCAGCCUUGUGACCAAUCACAGCUAGAUACUCUGUCAUAUGCUUUAAAGAUGGAAAAUAAAGCGGUGAAUAAUCUCGCAAACGCCUUUAUUGGAAAAUUCACCACUCGGUCAAAGUUGGAAUGUGCCACGAAAUGUUUGAAAGUUCCAAGUUGUAGCUGCCAUGCUUUUAUAUUUAACAAAUCUGAUAAAUCGUGCACAUUGUUAGAGUCGAAGAUUCCAUUGAGUGAUUUUGUUGUUGACGUUCAAAGUGUUUCUUAUUAUGAAAUAAACGGUUUGUAAAAAGACAAUCAAAAUAACAAUUGCCGACUGCAAAUGCUAUUUAAAGCCUCGGUCAUAUUUGCUACGGCGACCGCACGGCCUGUUAUUUCUACGCCCACUAUAACAAUCCUGCGGUUGCCCUAGAUUUCUGCUGUCAAUUACUUACGCAGUCACAUUUGAUAUGACAGUCGAAAGGCGUAUUUGGUUUUGGGGAGACAAAACAACUAUGGUUGCCGCACGGCCUUUUAGAUUAUAUAUGACACAUG